Messenger RNA from Orbicella faveolata, 2909 nucleotides. RefSeq names its product tyrosinase-like. Gene Ontology annotation, molecular function: tyrosinase activity. The record is from RefSeq and is a predicted model, not a curated record. NCBI's taxonomy places the organism in Eukaryota, Metazoa, Cnidaria, Anthozoa, Scleractinia, Merulinidae. Gene Ontology annotation, biological process: pigmentation; melanin biosynthetic process.
AUCUAGACCUUUCAUAAUUGUGUAUAGUUUAAAUGUUGAAGUAGCCGUGACACAGAAAAUCCAGACAGACGUGCAAAUAGUAUGCUAAUUUUUAGUCGAGCAAGUAGUAUCCAAACGUUUUCUUAGUCGAAUACUACUUUCAGCGGAAUAUAUACAGAUGUUGUUCGUGAACUCUCUCAGACAUUUCAUAAAAUGUUUGCAAAAUCCCUUGUAAUCAAAUAGGCUUCUUUCUUGGAAAAAGAGGAUGCGAUUAAGUGACGUCACGUAAAACCAACGCUCAAACAACGCCUUUUAGUUUAGUUGUUAUUCGCGUCAUACGAUCGUAGAGUCCUCAAGUUUUGACUCUUAUCCUUGUGAAACAAUUGUAAAACAACUCCGAAAAGGCCGACGACUUUGAAGAGACUAAGGAAGUUCAAGAUGAGCCGCAGAGUCACUUUCACUUGGCUUGUGCUUUAUUUUAUUGCUGUAAGUUUACCCUGGAUAGAAGGCCAGUUUCCUAGGGCUUGCGCAACGCUCGACAGCCUGAAGAGCAAAGAGUGCUGUCCGAUCCCAAAGGGCUUCAGUGCGCCUUGCGGUAGCGAUGGCAACAGAGGCACGUGCCAGGAGUUAAUGAUUCGUGAAUGGAAUUUUACCUACAGUCAUUUCAAGACAUUCCAGUUGCAAGACGAGCGUCACGACUGGCCAAAUGCCCUCUACCACAAAACCUGUAAAUGCCAAUCAAACUUCGCCGGUUAUGACUGCAGCAAGUGCGAGUUUGGUUACUAUGGUAACAACUGCACCCAAAAGAAGACCCUGACGAGGAAGAAUUUUGCCAAAUUGUCAGCUGAGGAGAAGGAUCGCUACAUGAGAUACAUCAACAUGUCCAAGUACUUUAUAACUGAUUAUGUGGUGACUUCGACUCCCUAUGAAGAGAUCAACAGAACCGUGCAAGCUGGCGGAGACCCCGCGUCCUUGUUUCACAACAUCACCAACUAUGACCUGUUCGUGUGGAUGCAUUAUUACGCAGCACGUGACACAAUUCAUCCAAACAACAAAACAGAUUCAGCCAUUGACUUUGCGCAUGACGGCCAGGGAUUUCCUUCGUGGCAUCGACUGUACAUGCUUGUCUGGGAAAGAACCUUGCAGGAAAUUGCAAGUGAUGAUAAUUUUUCCCUUCCUUUCUGGGAUUGGACCACAAAUAAAGAUGAGUGUGAUCCUACCAUUUGCUCCCAAAAUUUACUUGGCGUGACACAACAAGAAGACGGCGUAGUGAAAGGCAAAUAUUUUAAAGAUUGGUACGUCAUUUGUACCGCAGAACAAACCAAUAACCUCUUGACAAUGUGUGAUCCUACAAUUCGGCAGCCCGGAUUGGAACGUUCGACGAAGAAGGAAAAUGAAAAUAAAGCCAAGACCCAAGGAUACACAAUGACUUUUCCAAGCAAAGACGAAGUCAAUUUUGCUCUCCGCUUUGAAACCUUCGACCAACCGCCUUACAGCAAAGAGUCGAGCUGCAAUUUCAAAAACAUCCUUGAAGGUUACGCCAGUACCAAGACUGGAUAUCGUUUGCCCAACGUCCACACCUUGCACAACCAGGUUCACAUCGUCGUCGGGGGAGCCAUGGGAGAUGUACCCUCAGCAUCCAAUGAUCCAAUUUUUCCUCUCCAUCAUUCUUUCGUGGAUCGCAUCUAUGAAAAGUGGCUUCGCAAGCACAACAAAGACGCCUCUGUUCUUUCAGUCUCGGACGCACCCAUUGGCCAUAACAAGCACGACGUCAUUGUGCCAUUGUUCCCAUUGUACACCCAUCAGCAGAUGUUCAAGAAGUCUUCUGAGUUCGGUUAUGAAUAUGAGGAUGUGGACGAAAAUGGUAAAUCUUCUGAUGAUGAAGAUGAUGUGGAGCCAUUGGUUUUGGGACAGUGCCCGGUACCUUGCCCUGAAGUUUCUGCAGUGCCAAGCAUGCAAAUAUGUUUGUGGUUGAUGGUAUCCAGUCUAGCAUGGGAGUUGUUACUGGCUGAUUAAGGAUCGCGAGUAGUAUAGAGUAGAAUCGUAUAGAGUAGAGUAGAAUAGAGCCAAGCAAAGUAGAGCAGAGCAGAACAGUGUAGAUCACAGCGGAGCAGAGUAAACUAGAGCCGGCAGAGAAGAGUAGAGUGGAGAAUUAAGAAGAGAGAGGAGUCGGCAGAGUAGAUAGAGUAGAGAAGUAGAGCAAAACGAGAAGAGUAGAACUGAGCAGAGCUGAGCAGAGCAGAGCAAAGCUGAGUAAGAUAGUGGAGUCGGCAGAGAAGAGUAGAGGAGAGAAUUAAGGGGAGAGAGGAGUCGGCAGAGUAGAUAGAAUAUAGCAACGUAUUGCAAAGAAGAGUAGAGUUGAGCAGAGCAGAUUAGAUCAGACAAGACCGAGGAUUUCAAAGAUGUUCAUUUUACUGUUUUAAUCUGAGCAGAACUCCAGGUGAAUUCUAUAAACACGAUGUAUAAGGAACCCCGUAAGACAACCUACAGAAAGAACCUUUUCUUAUCCUUUUGAAGCCCUGAUAGGAAUUUUUAUUUAGAACUUGAUAUCAGUAAUCCUUUAAAAGUCCUUCACUCCUUUGUGAUAUACCUCUCGUUAGGCAAGUCUUUUUCUUACCUUGCUUCAACGAAUAUAACAAAGAAGUUACUCGUUUCACGGAACCUCAGUGCAGUGUCUUGUUUUAGAACCAAAUUCACUUAACUGCAGCCAGAGUGAAUCAGAAAUUCUGAUCCAUUUUAGUGUACUUUCUUUCAUUGAUACAUGCAAAAAGGAGCCAUUUGCCUCUCUCGUAUUGCGAGAGAGGUAAAUAGCUCCUUUCUUCAUUAGUAUUGAAUUAGCUUUGUGUGUUUUGUCCAUAGAGUUUACGCCAGUGGUAGCUCGCUCAUUAUAAAUAGAAUAAACACUACAUACCUUAUUUGGUUUCAUUGCA